AAACGCACUGACAGAUUAACCUGUGGGAAAAGGAAAGGAAUGUUGUCUGUCGUGAAGUGUGCAUUUUCAAUCCUAGUAGAAAUUCAAUUUUCAAUUAGCGAAUUCUAAAAAUGGGAAAUAAUGUUUGAAAUGAAUUACCAAUCGAUUAUCAUGUUCUAUUUCAAUGUCUCAUAAAAACUGCUAUCAUCCCAUUUCUGAUAUAUCCUACAUUACUUAACCUGAAAGUUAUAUGUUUGAUUUUGAAUUGUUUGGCGCCAUGUUGUUUUUUAUAAAACUUUACACCUUAUUUUGGGUUCCUUUUCGUGAUAACAUAAAGCAGAUGUCCAAGUUUAGGGAACAAUUGUUAAAAUGAAGGUGUUGUAUCUACAAGCAGGGUAGGCAUUAAGAAUUUCGUAUUCGAACAAAAUUCUACAAUUUAUUCUGAAAAAUGUGUACCAAAUAUUUUGAAGAUGGUGCGGAAAAGAGGUACAGCACGUUGAGAAAAUUAGGGUAACUCAGUCAUGGAUGCAAAUUGUGCUAAACAGCUCCAUGACGUCUCUCAUGAAGAUAGUUGCAAUGAAAACAUUGUGUUGGAGGAAGGUGAACUUUCCGAAGAUUCAACUAUAAGUGAUGCAGAUUUCGAACUUAGUGGCAUCAACUCGGAAAAACUUCAGCAUAUAUUAGACAAAUCUUUUUCACUAGAUGAUGAAUUAUUGGAUACACCUUUAUUAACAUUCGACUAUAAGUUACCUCCAAAAAAUGAAAACUUGGAAUCUGGAGUUGACUUUUCUUCACCAAUUUCAUGUAAAGAGAAAAACCUGUGCUCUAUAUUAAGGAGAGGUUCCUGCUUUGAGAAUAAAUCUAACACAUCUUUGAAUUCCUGUAAUUCAAGUUCACGACGUGUAUCGUUUCCUAGUGAUGAUUCUGAACUAGCUAGUUAUUUAUAUCCAGAAGAUGACCAACAAACUGGCAUGGAUAUGAAGAGUUCUGAUGAAGUACUGGAAGUAUAUGAAAACUCCUGCAAGCAUCACAAGACUAUUGAACUGGAUAUUAUCAAAAACCAGAUUGCUGAAAUAAAGAAUAAUAUAAAUCACUCUGCAACAUUCAAUCUAUGUUCAAUUAAUUUAACAAAUGAUGUAAAUGAAACUUUAGAGGAUUUGUUGAAAGUGACAAAUUUUCAAAAGAUAACUUUAUCAGAUUGUAAAUUCACAAGCGAUACUAUUAGCGAAUUCUUAGAUAUGUUGGAGUAUUAUGAAUCAACCAGAGAACUUGAAGUAUCAGUUCAGUUCGAAAGUAAUGAAGCUUGGCAAUCGUUUUGCAAUGCUUGCAUGAACCUUGAUAAGCUUGAAGUAAUAUCCUUCAAAGGAGUAAACAUCAAUGAAGAAUAUAUGAGAAAACUCCUACAUGCUGUCAAGAUUAAUUCUAAAAUAACAACACUCAAAUUUGAUGGUUGCGAUUUGGAUAUGGUGCCUUCAUUUUAUUUAGUGGACAGCUUGAAGACUAAUACAACUUUGAGAGAACUUUACUUGCCAUCUUCGAAACUAUAUAGCAGGGAAGCUCAAUGCUUGGGCAGUUUCCUCCAAGUUAACAUGCAUUUGAAUGUGUUGGACAUCAGUAAUAAUUUCAUUGGUGAUCGUGGCUUAGACAGCUUGGCCAGAGGAUUAGUCAAACAAAAUGUUCCAGGAUCUGGACUAUCUGUUCUUAUAGUUUUCAAUAAUCAACUCACUGAAAAGAGUGGCCCUGUUAUCAACAAUAUAAUUAAGUGUUGUAAAAAUCUUCAUACAUUGAAUGUUGGAUAUAAUAAUUUAACAGAUCAGGUUUUAAUGGAUGUGAAAGAUGGAUUGACGGAGACACAUUCAUUAGAAGGUUUGGGAUUACAAUGUACGCUUUUAACUUGUAAGGGAAUAUUUUCUCUUGCUGAAGCUAUCGAAGAAAACAAAUCACUCUUGAAAAUUAAUUUGAAAGGAAACAAAGCCAUACAAGUAUAUGGUUUGGAGCGACUUUGCAAUGCACUCACAAACUCUAGAGUGAUUAAAAUAGAGAUUGAUGACGUAAAUCGAUCAUGCAGUGACCCUUCAGGUUACGUACAAUUGGUGAAGAGGUUGAAUGCAAUAUGUACAGUUAACAAGUCGUUUGCUACAGAUAACAACCGCGACGAAGAGUUGAAUAACAUUUCUCGAGUGGUUUCAAGAAAAGUAUCACUGAGUUGCGAACCUAGAUUUCUUAUACCAGAUGUUAAACAAAUACUUCAGAGUCCCAUUCAGUUGUCAACAAUUUCACCGUCAACUCCAAAGAGUCGUUUCCAGAUCAUCUCGGUUCCAGAAAAUAGUCCCAGAUCAUUUUCACGAUUCAAAGUUACUCCUGUCAUAAGUCCCUCUCCGGAAGAUGAUGAUAUUCAAAAUCGUUUUGCCAAUGUCAGAAGCAGCGUUUCUUCAAAUGAAAGUAUGGAUUCGCUGAUGGCUCAACCAGAUUUAGUCGGCACUGAUUGUGAGUGAAGAGGCUUUAACGAGUUCACUGUACACUUAAUGUUACCUUUGCUCCGUUCUCAAUAUAAUAUAUUGAGUAAAUUAAUGGAAUUUUUUCUGACAUGAUGAAUUUGAGUUUAAAUAAUUGGUACAGGUUGAAAAUAUACUCAAUGACAUUAGAGGUGUUACACCCAGAAGAAAUAAUUUCUUUAACUUGAUUUUUUGACAACAGAAUGAAUAUAUUAAUAUGUAUGAAAUAAAUGUUGUUGGAAUGUCGGCAAAAAUUAUUGCUGUGAUAACCAAAAACAUUUAUUUUGUAAUUCGCAGCAUAGUUUUUUCCUUGAUUUUCGUUGUUUUGCUCAUUUGUUGAAUAAAAAAAGGGAAUAUUAUUGGGAUAGCAGCAAUGGAUGUACUAUUACACUAUUUUUCUAU
Molecule: messenger RNA, 2876 nt
Organism: Coccinella septempunctata (seven-spotted ladybird)
Lineage: Eukaryota; Metazoa; Arthropoda; Insecta; Coleoptera; Coccinellidae
Product: protein phosphatase 1 regulatory subunit 37-like
Exons: 10
Coding region: 501-2474 (657 amino acids)
Molecular function (GO): protein binding
Source: RefSeq, a predicted model, not a curated record